AUGCCACCAAGGAUCAAUCUCCCACCCAUAACCCGCGCCCUCCUCCUCCUCGUCCUUGCCCUCUCCGCUCUAAACGCCAGCAUCCGCCUGUCCAAAUGGCGAGCCUCCCUCGCAGAUGCCCCAGCCUCUCAUGUCGCAACGACCCCUUCAAACUACUUCUCCGCACCUGAAUGGGCGGUACCCUUCCUUGUCUUAGUACCCAUCUACAUCAUCCACCAACCCUGGGUAUUCCUCACAGCAGCACUAGUCGAGAAUAACAUAGUCAGUUUGGCCAUAAGCCUCAGUGUCCUAUGGUUCGGAGGCCGGUAUCUGGAGCGAGCAUGGGGUAGUAAGGAGUUCGGGAAGUUUGUGCUUUUUGUUACUAUGAUACCCAAUUUUGGCGCGUUUUUGGUCUAUGGGAUUUGGCAUGCAGCAGUCGGGAAGCCGCAGUUUCCGACACCGAUCCAAGGGUUGAUAGCGCUAGAAGCUGGCUUCUUGGUAGCGCUCAAGCAACUCGUGCCUGAGCACACGGUCGCCCUGUUCAAGGCGACACUGAGAGUCCGCAUCAAGCACUUCCCGGCCUUGUUCACACUAGCCAACAUCAUCUCGGGACCUCUAUUGGGGACAGAUACAGCCCUCUGGCUAAGCCUAUUCGGUUUCCUGACAGGAUGGAUCUACCUCCGCUUCUUCAGGAUCACGGAGAUCACGACAGCAUCCGCGACGGGAGGCGAGGGCAGCACGAUGAAAGGCGAUGCGAGCGAUACUUUCGCCUUUGUUGCGUUCUGGCCGGAUAUCAUGCAGCCUUACCUCGCACCGGUUUGUGACGGGAUUUAUGACACACUCGUGGCAGUGAAGGUCUGUACACCAUUCUCAGAGGAAGCCAUCGAGGCAGGCAACGAAGGCGCUGCGUCCAGAUCAGAGGGUCUGCCAUCUAUCAUGGACGGUAGAGGUGGGAGCGGCAGGCGAGCAGAAGCUGAGAGGCGGCGGGCAUUGGCGCUCAAGGCUUUAGACCAGAGACUGAAUUCUGCGGCCGCGAAUAGGACGGCUGGUGCGCCUGUCGCGCUUUCUGCUGCGCCGAUGACUCCUGCGGAGGCGCCCGAGGCUGCUGUCGGUGCACCUAUGGAGAUCGAGGAGCCUGUUAAGGAAGUUCAGGCGUGA
Recurvomyces mirabilis is the source of this 1137-nucleotide messenger RNA. RefSeq lists its product as uncharacterized. The transcript is spliced from 2 exons. Gene Ontology annotation, cellular component: membrane; Golgi apparatus. The coding region runs from base 1 to 1137 and encodes 378 amino acids. Gene Ontology annotation, biological process: retrograde vesicle-mediated transport, Golgi to endoplasmic reticulum. Lineage: Eukaryota; Fungi; Ascomycota; Dothideomycetes; Mycosphaerellales; Teratosphaeriaceae. The record is from RefSeq and is a predicted model, not a curated record.